Messenger RNA from Quercus lobata, 2049 nucleotides. Its product is annotated as aldehyde oxidase GLOX-like. The transcript has a single exon. Lineage: Eukaryota; Viridiplantae; Streptophyta; Magnoliopsida; Fagales; Fagaceae. The coding region runs from base 157 to 1806 and encodes 549 amino acids. The record is from RefSeq and is a predicted model, not a curated record.
AUAUUCAGUAUCUAAAUGUUUAUUAUAUACAUAUCAAUAAUCACAUUUCCUUCACUAGUCUAUCAACCUCACUGCACCAACUCUUUCACAAACCAGAAAUUCCAACCAUAGCCCACCAACACUAAUCUUUCUCUUCUCUUACUUACCACAUUAACAAUGUCCACCAACAUGAUCACAUUCUUCCUAACUUUGGUCUCAUCUAUUGUCUCUAACACCUUAGUUUUUUGUCAAACACUUCCUCCAAGUACUGGCCGCCAAGGCGAGUGGCAUCUUUUGCAUGCAUCCAUAGGCAUAUCUGCUAUGCACAUGCAAGUCUUACAUGACAACAAACUCAUCAUGUUUGAUCGCACCGAUUUUGGCCAGUCUAACCUCUCCCUCCCAAAUGGCCUUUGCCGGUAUGACUCCCAAGACACUGCACUUGAAAUCGAUUGCACUGCUCACUCUGUCCUCUACGAUAUUGACACCAAUACUUUCCGACCUCUUAUGGUUCAGACUGACACUUGGUGCUCUUCUGGGGCUGUUCUUCCAAACGGAACCUUCAUCCAAAUCGGUGGCUUCAACGAUGGUGACCAUACUGUUCGAUCAUUCACUCCUUGCAUCGAUGAAUAUUGUGAUUGGAUUGAGUUUCCAAAUUACUUAAUUGAAAGAAGAUGGUAUGCAAGUAAUCAAAUACUACCAAAUGGUCGUAUUAUUAUUGUUGGAGGGAGAAGACAAUUCAAUUAUGAGUUUUACCCUCAAAUGUACUCUUCAUCUUUAGGCCUUUUCAGGCUAAGUUUUCUAGCUGAAACCUCGGACCAAAGUGAAAACAAUUUGUACCCAUUUCUACACCUUUUACCAGACGGAAACUUGUACAUUUUCGCUAAUACUAGAUCGAUAUUACUCGAUUACAACAACCGUGUUUUGAAAGAGUAUCCUCGUAUUCCCGGCAAUGAUCCUCGCAACUAUCCAAGCUCAGGCUCAUCAGUAUUGCUCCCUCUUGAUGAAAACUUACCCAAUGUUGUAGCUGAAAUCAUGGUCUGUGGUGGUGCACCAAUAGAUGGGUUUAGUCGUGCUGCACAUGGGAGCUAUGGACAAGCACUUUCGACGUGUGGAAGGCUAAAUGUUAAUGAUGAAAACCCUACUUGGGUGAUGGAAGACAUGCCAAUAGCAAGAGUCAUGGGUGACAUGUUGCUCCUACCUACAGGAGAUGUCCUUAUAAUCAAUGGUGCAAGGCAAGGCACCGCCGGAUGGGAAAAAGGUCAUGCCCCGGUAAGAGCCCCCAUCCUCUAUCGCCUUUCUCAACCCCCCAACAGGCGGUUUUCAUUCAUGUCCACCUCCCCGAAACCAAGAUUAUACCAUUCCUCGGCUGUUUUAGUGCCCGAUGGACGGGUUAUAGUAGGCGGUAGCAAUCCACAUAUGUAUUAUAACUUCACUGGAGUUGAGUUCCCCACUGAUCUAAGCUUAGAGGCCUUUUCGCCACCCUAUUUAGCGGAGCAGUACGAGGUGGUUAGGCCGAGAAUUCUGACUCAAAACGAGGUUUUAGGGUAUGGGGAGUUUUCCGCGUUGGUGUUCACGGUGCCAGAGUACUUUUCAAUAAAGUUUUUGUCUGUAAGGCUAAUUGCUCCAUCGUUCACAACACAUUCAUUCUCUAUGAAUCAGAGAAUGGUGGUGUUGAAAUUGAUUGGGGCAACGCGUGUGGCACCAAAUACGUUUGAAGUGACAGUGAGAGGGCCAUCGACGGCUGAGAUUGCGCCGCAGGGGUAUUAUAUGUUGUUUGUGGUGCAUGCUGAGAUACCAAGUUCUGGUGUGUGGGUGAAGGUGCAGUAAUGAAGGGGAAUGUAGUUGUGGUGGUGGUGGUGGCGGCGGCGGCGCUCUCUUAUCCUAAAAAUGUUUAGUUUUGCACUUUAGCUUAAUGCAUGCUUGCUCCAUUAUUUAUGUACUUCAGAAAAAGGGGUUGGAAGGAAGGUGUGUGAUUACUUAAUUAUAGUUAGAAUUUAGUUUUAUCAAAGUUGAAUGGUGUGUUUUGAACUUUUGCUUUAAAUAAAGCAAUAGUAGUUGAAAAAAAAAAAA